AUGUGUUUAAAAACAUUUUAUUACUAUACAACUAAUAUUUGUUCUCAGGUCAAAGAUAUCUGCAACGAGCUUGAAGUACGGGUGCUGUGUCACAAGAUCCUACAGAACGUGUCAAUACUCCUCGAUGCUGAUCGGGGUUCAUUAUUCCUGGUACAAGGCGAGAGAGUCGCGUCACCUCAUCCACAAAAUGGCAGAUGCCUCGUCUCGAAGUUAUUCGACGUGUGCUCAAAGUCCACACCUGAGCAAAUGGAACAACUUGAAGAGAUCCGAAUACCCUGGGGCAGCGGCAUCGUCGGAUACGUGGCCGAGAGCGGCGAGCCCGUCAAUAUACCUGAUGCAUAUAAAGACGAAAGGUUUAACCACGAUAUCGAUCAACAAACGGGUUACAAAACAAGAUCUCUUCUGUGCAUGCCCAUCAAAGAUAUCAACGGAGAGGUCAUUGGUGUCGCCCAGGUGAUAAACAAACAAAACGACGGUCCAUUCACCGCGUACGACGAGAAAGUAUUCGCUUCGUACCUCCAGUUCUGCGGUAUUGGUUUGCGCAACGCCCAGCUAUACGAAAGAUCUCAACUAGAAGUUAAGCGUAACCAAGUGCUACUAGACCUGGCAAGGAUGGUCUUCGAGGAGCAGAGCACGAUUGAGCACAUGGUGCUAAGGAUACUGACCCACACGCAGAGUUUAAUACGAUGCCAGCGGGUACAGGUACUCUUGGUCCAUGAGGCGUCGAAGGGCAGUUUCUCACGGGUAUUCGACCUGGAGGCGGGUGACGAUGCUGAACCCGGUACACCUCGGACAUCCCCCUACGAGAGCCGUUUCCCCAUCAACAUCGGCAUCACAGGCUACGUAGCUACAACUGGCGAGACCGUAAACAUCGCAGACGCGUAUUUAGAUCCACGAUUUGAUCCGUCGGUGGAUGAUGGCACGGGAUUCAAACACAACACUAUUUUGUGUAUGGCUAUUAAAAACUCCGAGGGAAGAAUAAUUGGAGUUAUUCAGCUCGUCAACAAAUUUGAUGAACUGCUUUUCACGAAAAACGACGAGAACUUUGUGGAAGCCUUUGCUAUAUUUUGCGGGAUGGGCAUCCACAACACUCACAUGUAUGAGAAGGCCAUCACAGCCAUGGCAAAGCAGAGUGUUACGCUUGACGUAUUAAGUUACCACGCAUCCGCUUCGUUAGACGACGCUCAACGAUUACGGACUUUAAGGAUACCGUCCUCUGUCCAUUUUAGUCUUCACGAGCUAGAUUUCGACGAUAUCGACCUAACAGACGAUGACACGUUAAAAGCGUGUCUUCGAAUGUUCCUCGACCUAGACUUCGUUGAGCGAUUUCAUAUCGACUACAGCGUCCUCUGCCGAUGGUUAUUAAGCGUUAAGAAAAACUACAGAAACGUGACUUACCAUAAUUGGCGGCACGCGUUCAACGUCGCUCAGAUGAUGUUCGCCAUAUUGACUGAGACUCAGUGGUGGAAGAUUUUUGGAGAGCUAGAAUGUCUGGCUCUUAUUAUCGGCUGUUUGUGUCACGAUCUUGAUCAUCGAGGGACCAAUAACUCUUUUCAAAUCAAAGCAUCGUCACCUUUGGCACAGCUGUACUCAACAUCAACAAUGGAGCACCAUCACUUUGAUCAGUGUUUGAUGAUCCUGAACUCACCUGGAAACCAGGUUCUAGCAAACCUAUCUUCAGAAGACUAUGAAAAAGUAGUUAAAGUACUCGAAGAUGCUAUACUAUCCACCGAUUUAGCUGUAUAUUUCAGUAAACGGAAACCCUUCAUCGAACUAGUGAGCGUUGAUAGAGCGGUGACACCAGCGUGGGGCGAGUGCGAGGAGCGGCGAGGUUUACUCCGGGCUAUGCUGAUGACGGCGUGUGACCUCGCCGCUAUCACAAAACCUUGGCCCGUCGAGCGGCGGGUCGCUGCGUUGGUCGCUGGUGAAUUCUUCAGACAGGGCGAUCUGGAGAGGCAAAACCUGAAUUUGACACCUAUAGACUUAAUGAAUAGAGAUAAGGAAGAUGAACUCCCUGCUAUGCAAGUCAAAUUUAUUGACACCAUAUGUUUGCCUAUUUACGAGGCAUUCGCGGUAUUGUCACCAACUUUACAGCCAAUGCUCGACCGAGUGAAAAGCAAUCGAGCCCAUUGGAUUGAGAUGGCCAAUAAUGGUGAGAAAAUCGAUUAUUCGGUCCACGAUAGAGACCAUAUUAAUGAGAGAAACGACAAAUCGAGUAUCAGCUCGCAAAACGUGGACGACACUGAGAACACAUACGAGGGAGACAGCAGCGGUGCCGUAAGUCUUUCAUCGGAGACCAACUCAAAAUAUGAAAACCUUGAAAAUCCUGUCGUCGGUCUACUUUGCAACAACGUUCUCACUAUGCCCAGGGAUCCCAAUAAGUUUUGUCAUUUACAUGAUUUAAAUUAAUUAAAAAAAUUUAUAUGACAUUGUGAUAUAGUGAAACGCGUCUUAUAAAUGUGGAUUGCGUCCAUACCUUGUUUCGAAGGCCAAUAGAGAAGCCAAAUUUUAAAUUAGCAUAUACAUUCUAGGUUUUAUUCAAAACCACUGUCCUUAAGUGUAAAGUUAAUAAAUCAAGUAUAUUUUUUCUAGAUUAUGAAAUUUGGAAUUUUAUUUUAUUGUUUAUAUGUAACUAAUCGAAGUUUACAUUAUAGUUAUGUAACUACUCUUAUCUUCAAAACCUAAAUAUCUGUUAAAAUAACCGUCUUUUUUCAAGCUAAAUUCUUAAUUUGAAAAAAGUGACAUAAUACACUAAUAUACUAAAUAUUGGUUUAUUUAAAGGAGAUUUAAAUUUAUAUGAAUAUGGGCCAAUUUAUUAUAAAUUAAAUGAGUACCUACUCGCUUCAAGCACAAGCAUCAUUUUAAGCAUGCACCCGCCGUGAUUCAUAAACUCAUAUCAUUUUCUAUUGGUCUGCUUGAAUCCAGGGACAAUUUUUACGAGUGAAGAGUUAUCAAGUAAAAAGUGUGUCGCGAACGGAUUGUGUGAUAUUUGUGUAGUAAAUAGUAAAUAGACGAUUUUAGUCGAAUUUGAAAUUCAUCUAACGCAUGGCGUACCUAUAUCGGAUAAGUGGUCAUGAUUGUCGCACUAUUUUUGUACACUUCAUUUUAGCUUUACCUUUUUUAAGUACCUACCUUUAAGAAAUCUUCAAGUAUGUACCUAAGUGUGACUUGACACUUUCCGAAUGCCUUAUAACAAAAUCACAUUUAGCUUCUAUUUUGUACUCGAGUCUAUCGUUUGAGUUAUGUAUUAAGAAAUAAUACCAUUUAUAAGGAAUUCGGAAUGUGUACGGUCGCAAUAAAUGUGUUGAUUUACCUCAUUCGCCUAUUCUUAUGUAUUACAUGAAGUUAUUCAUGUAUCGCUAGAUUUCGUAUCAUUUAAGAUACAUUAUAUAAUUUUCAAUUCACAUUGAAGAUUUAUUUUCGAGGGAUAUUCUAACAGUAGAAAAUGCAGGGCCUAACUGUCGUAACGUAGUUAUCAAACAACUGACCAAAAUACCAAAAAGUUUUUAAUAAAUUGUUGACUUUUUUCUAGUUACAAUUAAUUGCCUACCUAUUAAAACUUAAAAUAUGCAAGCUAUAUAGUAUUAUAAUGUAUGAUGAUUGGAUUUGACCUUUUUAAGUUCAUUAAAUGUAAUACAUAAAAAGUAAGUUUAUAUACGAGUAUAAUCGCAUCAACCAGAAUUAUACACCUGGUUGAUUCGAUUAUUUAAUUGUUGCAUAUUAUAUCUUAUUGUUUGGGACUUAUGAUUUAUAUUUUCAUUGCUAUAAAGUACGCACACGAUGUCAAUGCAAUAAUGAGCGUUAUAGAGAUUCUUUUCUACAAUAGAGCGUUUUAGAAAAUAUAAAUCUAUUUUUAUUUCAAAAUAUUGAUUUUUUCUUAUAAACUAUUUUUACUUUAUAAGUUAUAUUAUUAAAUAUUUUGUAUUUCUUUAUAUAUUUUUAUUUAAGUAACUUUUCUUUCUAUCAAAUCGAAUUCUAUGUAAUGGUAUCCACUUUUCAAAUAAAUUCUAUAAGUGCAUGGUAUAUUUAAAACUUUUCGAGAUUAAUUUAGUGAUAGGCGUUUGUGUGCGUACUAAGUACUUCUUAAUGCCCUAUUUAUAUUACUAAGACACUCUCAUACGCAUGUAAACGGUAGCUUUCAAGUGAUUUAGUACUAUUCGCUUUAUAAUCCUCUCAUGGCGAGUUUUUAGUAAUGUGAACAGGGUCUAAUGUUUGCACGUGUAAAUAAUUGAACAGUACUAAUGUACUGUAUUUAUUUGGUAAGUACUUAUAAAUUUUUAUUUUUUCGUAGACCGUUUUAUGGAACUUUUGCCUCGCAAUGACUUAUCUAGAGACAGUUAUGGCACCCAAUUAUCCAUUCCAAUGUUUUUUUUGCAGUCAAUCGUUUGUGUCGUCCACUAAUAUUACUUAUAUAUAAACAACAAAAAUAAUUGUCAAUUAAAUAUGUAAUCGAGACUUACAAUUAUUAUUUUUAUAAAUUUUGAUUAUUCUGAAAAGCUUUUUAUAAUGAAUAUUUUGUUAACUGCAAUAUAUUUUUUUUUUGGUAUUUUAAAUAUUCACUCUACUAUCGUAUUUUAUUUGUGACUUUUAUAAAUAACUUUGAUUUAUGAUUUAAUGUUUAAUGUCCAUGAUAGCACUUUUAAGCCUAGUUUAGACUGCUUUAGUAAUUUAGUACAGUCGCAAGUAACUAAAAAAUACUGAAAUAUUAGAUCCAUAUGCAAAUUCUCAAGAUUACUCGACUAAAUUGCUAAAGCUGCCCGAACUGACCUUACGGAUGAGUGUUUACGGCAGUUUUUGCUGGCGCUGUUGACAAUCAUCUGUAAGAGAUUUUCAGGUAAAAAUCUGUUUAAUUUCAUGCUAGAUAUAUUAUGAAAUAGCCAGGGAGAAAUGAGCCCAAAAACCUACAAAAAAAGUUCAUAAUUCAGGAACAAACAUUUUCGAUUCGAUUCUAUUGAGUUCGAUAUUGAAAUAUUAUUUAUUGCAGUUUAACAAAAUAUUAUAUCGAAAGGGGAAAUAUUAUGACUAUUCUAUUAUAAAAAUUAUAACUGAAAAUUUUAUAUUAGAUAAAUAAAAUCGGUUGGAAACACAGUAAACGUAGAUAAACGUUAUUUAUAAUCGUAGGAAUUAAUAAUAUCCUGUAAUAAAAGUGAUAUCGUUGUUUCCUAAACUGUAGAAAAUAUCAUAACAUUUAUUGAUAUUGAAAAUUUAUCUCUUAGCUUAGAGCUAUAAUUACAUUAUCAAAUGUACAAUUUGAUUAUAUUGAUCCAUGAUAUCAAUAUCGUAUUCUUUUGCCGGAAACCUUUCAUUUUAAUUUCAUAACUUUUUUCUUAUUAUACUGUGACGAUAAAAUUAAUCUGUGCCGUGCUAUAAAAAAUAUAAGCGUUCUAUACCUAUCUAUAAUUAGUAAAUCGUUAUGCACUCUUACACAUAUACUAUCUUUUUGAACCUUUUUAGUAUGGUUGAUAAUUUGACAGUAAAUAAAAAUGCGAUUACUGCGUUUCUGAACCUACACUACCAUAACACUUUCUUUCUCUUUCAUAAAAAAAAUAAGACCAAUUUCACUGACAAAAAAAAAUACAAAAACAGUAUUUUCUAAUUGGAAUAAUUCUCUCUAUAAGCGUAUAGAUAUUUACUACGUGAAAAAUCUCAAAUUAAUUGUGGUAAUAAACUAUGUACAACACUAAUUUUAAGAUUAUUGUAAGUAUUAUUAGAAAGUAAUUAGAGAAUUAAUAAUUGUAAUUCACUAAAUGAAGAGUUGUAUGGUGUGUGAAUAAUAAUGGAGGUUGUUUUGUUCCAAACAAAAAAUGUUAUUUAUUUAUGAUUAAACAAAUUUUGAAAUAUAUAA
Messenger RNA from Galleria mellonella (greater wax moth), 5845 nucleotides. It is a transcript of the gene Pde11, whose product is annotated as dual 3',5'-cyclic-AMP and -GMP phosphodiesterase 11-like. The record is from RefSeq and is a predicted model, not a curated record. NCBI's taxonomy places the organism in Eukaryota, Metazoa, Arthropoda, Insecta, Lepidoptera, Pyralidae. Gene Ontology annotation, biological process: signal transduction. The transcript is spliced from 15 exons. The coding region runs from base 1 to 2409 and encodes 802 amino acids. Gene Ontology annotation, molecular function: 3',5'-cyclic-AMP phosphodiesterase activity; 3',5'-cyclic-GMP phosphodiesterase activity; protein binding.